Molecule: messenger RNA, 510 nt
Organism: Trichoplax adhaerens
Lineage: Eukaryota; Metazoa; Placozoa; Uniplacotomia; Trichoplacea; Trichoplacidae
Exons: 5
Coding region: 1-510 (169 amino acids)
Biological process (GO): cell surface receptor protein tyrosine kinase signaling pathway; multicellular organism development; positive regulation of kinase activity
Cellular component (GO): signaling receptor complex
Molecular function (GO): transmembrane receptor protein tyrosine kinase activity; ATP binding
Source: RefSeq, a predicted model, not a curated record
AUGUGCUAUGUGUCUGCGAAUCGCUUUAUACACAGAGAUCUUGCACUACGCAAUAUAGCUAUAAUUGGUAAUCAAACUGCAAAGAUUUCCAAUUUUAACUUUGCUACGGAAGAGAAUAGUUAUGCACCUCCGUUACAUCACUAUUGCAUCAAGUGGAUGGCACCAGAAUCAAUAAAAGAAGAGCUGUAUACUAGUAAAUCUGAUAUUUGGGGCUUUGGUAUAUUGUUGUGGGAGUUAUUUUCUAGCGGAAGUGAACCUUAUGCCGAAAUUUCAGGAGACUCCAUAUUAGGUGUGAUCGAAGGCGGUUUGCGGUUAGACUGCCCGGAGAAUUGCUCCCCUAAUGUGUAUCAUAUUAUGAAAGACUGUUGGAAUGCUUUACCGAAAGAUAGGCCGACGUUUGUAAGAAUAAAAGAGUUGUUAUUAAAUUUAAAGGCGAAGAUAAUGCAGGGCCAACAUAAUGAUAUUCCUGAAUUUCAACCAGUUGUUAAUGAUAAUGAAGUUACUAUCUAA